This is a messenger RNA of Neomonachus schauinslandi (Hawaiian monk seal), 522 nucleotides long. RefSeq names its product translation initiation factor IF-2-like. NCBI's taxonomy places the organism in Eukaryota, Metazoa, Chordata, Mammalia, Carnivora, Phocidae. The transcript has 2 exons. The coding region runs from base 1 to 522 and encodes 173 amino acids. The record is from RefSeq and is a predicted model, not a curated record.
AUGCCGGACUCCGACGCGAGCGCGAAGGCUGAAGCUUCGCCGGUGGCCUCCCCCGCCGCGUCCCCCCAGCCCUCCACCCGGGGUCGUCCUGCUCCCUACCCCCAGAUCCCCGCCCCCAACUUCGAGGGUCCCUCCCCCGCCGCCAGACUCCCCGCACCUCGGGGCUCGCACCUGGAUGCUCCGCCCGCAGCCCAGCGCCGGACCCCAGCCCCCGCCCCACCCCGGGGCUCCCGGAGGCCGUCGGAGCCCGGGGACGGCGCGGCGCGGCGGCCGCCAGGAAAGGACAAAGGCUGUUCCGCCGCCGGCCGCACCGUGCCAGGCUCGCCCCGCCUGCCGCCCCGGUGGCCCCCGACGCCGCCCCCCUUGUGUCUGCUCCGCGGCCCGGGGCUGCACGGUCCGGACGGCUUCCGGGAGGAGGCGGCUUCCUUGGGACCCUGCACGCCGGACAUCCUCCGCGACCUCAGGAGCCGCAGCCCCCUUCUCCGUGUCUCCUGGCCUGUUGAGGUGGCCCCGUCUCCUUGA